This is a messenger RNA of Babjeviella inositovora NRRL Y-12698, 156 nucleotides long. RefSeq lists its product as uncharacterized. Gene Ontology annotation, cellular component: nucleus. Gene Ontology annotation, molecular function: DNA-binding transcription activator activity, RNA polymerase II-specific; zinc ion binding; RNA polymerase II cis-regulatory region sequence-specific DNA binding. Gene Ontology annotation, biological process: regulation of transcription by RNA polymerase II. The annotation marks the transcript as partial. NCBI's taxonomy places the organism in Eukaryota, Fungi, Ascomycota, Pichiomycetes, Serinales. The record is from RefSeq and is a predicted model, not a curated record. The transcript has a single exon.
AAGAAACGACAGCGAUUUCCACCAGCAUGCUCUGUUUGCCGCCACAAGAAGAUUAAAUGUAACAAGCAACAACCAUGUGAAAGCUGCACAGAGAAUGGCACAGAGAAUCUCUGCCACUACGACGAACUUCCAUGGGUAUCGUCUGUAAUUAAGGAG